UUCUAGUUGAGGUUAUGUUUACAUCACCUUUAACGUCUGCACUUCACUUUGUCAUCCUUUCCAUUUCUCUCCCUCCAUUCCUUUUUCUUUUAACCUCUAUCUAUAUCUCCCGGGUGCCAUUUUCCCCCUCAAAGAAAUUUGUAGAUUUUAGUUUCAAAUUGUGUGAUUCAACCUUAACCUAUUAUUCACUAUUUUACUUUCUUGGAAUUGUGUGAAUAUCUUGGUAUUUUGGGUUGCAAUUUGGGGGAAUUGCGAGCAAAUGGAUCAUGGGUUUCCUGUAUAUUCAAAUUAUGAUUAUGAUUAUAUGAAUGGAUUACCCAAUUUAGGAAAUGGGUUUGUGGGUCAUAAUCAUAAUCAUAAUAAUAAUAUCAUGGAUGUUAAGGGAGUUAAUUAUUACUUCCCUGAUCCAAGUUCAAGAGAAUUGUCUUCAGUUUGUAAUGUUGUUACCCAUGAGGAUAGCUUGAAUGAAGACUACGAUUUCUCGGAUUCUGUUCUGAGAUUCAUUAAUCAGAUUUUAGUGGAAGAAGAUGUGGAGGGUAAGGGUUGUAUGCUUCAGGAAUCUCUACAGCAUCAAGCUGUUCAAGAUGCUGAGAAAUCCUUGUAUGAGGUUAUUGAAAAGAGCUAUUUGCCUGAACGUGUUUCGCACCCAAACCCGACCUACAUUUGUUCGAAUUUCAACAUCCCAGAAAGCUAUUUUGCUGAUAACUCUUACAGGUGCUACAACAAUGGGACUGUUGAUAGUAAUAGCCAAUCGGUCGAUCCUAGCUGGGGUGGUGAAAAGGGUCAGUAUUAUGGUUCUAAUGUUGAUAAUGCUUUUCCUCUUUACCAACAGCCAGUAUCAUCUUGUAGCUCAACUAGUGCUAACAAUGCUUUAGAUGGGGGAUUAGUGGAUUCGCAGGUGAGUUCUUUUGGGGUUUAUGACCUGUGCGCUGAGAGUCAGUCUAUUUCUCAGUUCAAUAAGGGAGUUGAGGAGGCGAAUAAGUUUCUUCCUAGUCAAAGUGGUUUGUUUGUUAGCGCUGAUAUGAAUAGAUUACCUAAGAAUUCGGAGAAGUGUAAUGAGGCAUUAGUAAAUCCGGGAUUGAAAAGAGACAAAGAUGUUAUAAGGGAUAAAUUCCAGGGAAGGAAGCAUGGUUUUGGGGAUGCUGAAGAAGAGAGAUUUUCCAAACAGGCUGCUACAUAUGAUGACUCCAAAGUGCGGUCAGAUAUGUUUGACAAGGUGCUGUUGCAUCACGGUGGUGAUAAGAAUGAGCUCGUUGUUUCUCUUAGAGCAAACUUGCAAACAGCUGCUACCAAGAAGACGGAGCAAAAUGAUCAAUCGAAAAGUGGUCCAAAGAGUCGUAAAAAAAAGGGUGGAAGGAAGGAAGUGGUGGAUUUAAGAACACUUCUGACAACCUGUGCACAGUCUGUUGCUGCUGAUGACCGCAGGACUGCAAAUGACUAUCUAAAGCAGAUCAGGCAGCACUCUUCUCCUCUUGGUGAUGGAAACCAGAGGCUGGCUCAUUAUAUGGCUGAUGGACUUGAGGCUCGUUUGGCUGGUACUGGUAGCCAGAUUUACAAAGGUCUUAUAAGUAAGAAAACAACUGCUGCAGAUGUUUUAAAAGCUUACCUUUUAUAUCUUGCUGCAUGUCCAUUCAGGAAGCUGUCCAAUUUUUUCUCUAACAAGUCCAUUGCAAAGAGAACAAGAAAAGCUUCUAAAAUCCAUAUCAUAGAUUUUGGCAUCCUUUAUGGGUUUCAGUGGCCAACUUUCAUUCAAAGACAAUCAAUGAGAGAGGGUGGACCACCAAAAAUUAGGAUUACUGGAAUAGAUUUUCCACAACCAGGUUUUAGACCCGCAGAAAGGGUUGAGGAGACAGGGAGACGUUUGGAGAAUUAUGCGCAGGAAUUUAAAGUUCCUUUCGAGUAUCAUGCAAUUGCAAAGAGAUGGGAUACCAUUCAACUGGAAGAUUUUGACAUUGAUGAGGAUGAGGUGCUUGUUGUGAAUUGUAUCUAUCGAUUGAAAAACUUGCCCGAUGAAACAGUGUCAGUUGAAAGUUCAAGAAAUAUUGUUCUGAAAUUGAUAAGAAAACUUAAGCCUGAUAUUUUCAUCCAUGGCGUGGUUAAUGGCUCCUACAAUGCACCUUACUUUGUCACGCGAUUUAGAGAAGCACUUUUUCAUUACUCAGCACAGUUUGAUAUGCUUGAAACUAUUGUGCCGCGUGAAUAUAUUGAAAGGAUGCUGAUUGAGAGAGAUCUCCUUGCUAGGGAGGCCCUAAAUGUUGUGGCUUGUGAAGGAUGGGAGAGAGUUGAGAGGCCAGAGACAUACAAGCAGUGGAAGAUCCGUAGCAUCAGGGCUGGGUUUACUCAACUUCCCCUUGACUCAGAGAUCAAAGAGAGGGCUUUACUGCAGGUUCACUCAGCUUACCACAAGGAUUUUAUGAUUGAUGAAGACAGUCGAUGGCUGCUUCUGGGAUGGAAAGGGCGGGUACUCUUUGCCUUGAGCACAUGGCAACCAACUUAAAAGAAUGCUACCUCUAACUCUAAAGGAAGAACUAUGUGAAAUGCACAUUUUGUCUUCAUUCUUUGCAUGCCAUAAAACUGUCCUACAGGCUACAGCUGUGCAUCCAACUUUAAAGGUAAGCACUUAGCACCAAAAAAGUAAUUGGCUUAGCUAAGAUUACUAUGGUGAUUUGGUUUCCCGUUUCCGAAAUAGCUUGAUACAGGAAAAGAAGUUUCUUAAGCAAGAGAUAGAUUCCGUCUAGGUAGUUUGCAUAAACCUGAGCUUCCACAUUUUGUACAUCACCACCAAUUUUCUCAAAGAUGGUGGAGAUGAUUUGUAUUAUGAGAUGUAGCUAUUUCUUUAGAUGACAUUAAUACCAACUAUGAACUUCCGAUGCUUUGGUUACUUUGCAAA
Molecule: messenger RNA, 2890 nt
Organism: Spinacia oleracea (spinach)
Lineage: Eukaryota; Viridiplantae; Streptophyta; Magnoliopsida; Caryophyllales; Amaranthaceae
Product: scarecrow-like protein 9
Exons: 2
Coding region: 260-2497 (745 amino acids)
Source: RefSeq, a predicted model, not a curated record